This is a messenger RNA of Selaginella moellendorffii, 1195 nucleotides long. Its product is annotated as protein MRG2. The coding region runs from base 1 to 921 and encodes 306 amino acids. Gene Ontology annotation, biological process: chromatin organization; regulation of DNA-templated transcription. Lineage: Eukaryota; Viridiplantae; Streptophyta; Lycopodiopsida; Selaginellales; Selaginellaceae. The record is from RefSeq and is a predicted model, not a curated record. Gene Ontology annotation, cellular component: nucleus; histone acetyltransferase complex. The transcript is spliced from 9 exons.
AUGGUAUCUGCAGCUGAAUGUGUACCCGCCAUUUCGAGUCCUCCGGUGCUCAAGCAUGGCGACGAUGUGCUUGUUUCUUAUGGGGGGCUCUACUACAAUGCCAAGGUCACCAACAUCAAGUUUCGAGCGAAUGCUUGGCGGUAUUUAGUGCAUUACACGGGAUGGAGCAAAAAAUUUGACGAGUGGGUUCGCAGCAAUCGCAUUUUCGACGAGAAGGCCAGGGGCCAGCUUAAGAUCGCCCCAAAGGUAAAGCAGGAGCUUGGUUUCAGCGAUGGAUUGAACCGGCAGGAGGCAAAUCCUUCGGACUCGCUGUCCAAAGUCUCCAAAGUCGAGCAGUCCAAGCGUUGCAAGAGUCGGCCUUCUGUGGGAGCCACUGCUGAGAGGGGAAAGAUGAUAAAAACUCCUAAACAGGAGUUUAUAAUCGAGAGCCCUAGCGAUUUGGGAAAACAGGACGCGAAGCUUCUUCCAAUUCAGAUUGUUCUGCCGAGAACUUUGCGGCGACAUCUGCAGGAUCACAAGGAUCGCAUCGAGAACCUCCAACUCACAAGACUUCCCAAGAAACCCAGCGUGGAGGACAUUCUGAAAUUGUAUCAAGACCACAGGAUGCUCAAGAGAGGAAAAGCUGAGAGGAUUGACGUCGAGGUUUCAAACGGCCUGCGGUAUUACUUCGACAGAACUCUCAAGAACUUGCUCUUGUACCCGGCAGAACGGAAGCAAUAUGCAACCUUGCUUUCGCUCAACAGCGACAUUGUACCGUCCACGAUCUAUGGAGCCGAGCAUUUGCUUCGUCUCUUCCCCAAACUCGCGGAGCUUCUCGUGUAUGAUCAGCUCAAAGAGAAAGAGGUGUCCGAGCUCGAAGACAAAGUGAUGGAGAUAAUGCUAUUCAUUGAGGGAAACGAGUCGCAGUUCCUGUGUGCUUAAUCGAACCAUAGACGUAUCAGGUGGUGAAACGAUCCCCAAACGAUUAAGUUCGCUUUCAUCGUUUCAUGAUGUGGUAGCUUGUGGAUUUUGUAAUUUUAUGGUUAUAGCACUCUCGCGCGAGCGACGAGCUACUGGAAACUAGAUAGCUUUUCACUGAUGCCAUUAACAAUUCUCAGUGAAUUGACGGACUUUUGGCUCGAGAACAAAGCUGCUAGCAAUCGAAAAUCAUUGCACGAGAGGAGUGUGGCUCCCUCUCUUGCUACUCUACUUUGUC